This is a messenger RNA of Knipowitschia caucasica, 222 nucleotides long. The record is from the annotation of a GenBank genome assembly. NCBI's taxonomy places the organism in Eukaryota, Metazoa, Chordata, Actinopteri, Gobiiformes, Gobiidae.
AUGAAAAGGGCCACACAGGCAGAGAGCAGUGGGCAGAGCAACUGUCCACAACUGUCCACAAGCAGGGAUUCAAGCACAACAUCAGGCGUGAGUGCGGUGGGUGAUGAAGCCCAGGCUGACCCUCUGUCUGCUGCUGCCUCUGACCCGUACCUGUCUCUGUUUUACAGGCAGCUCCACACUGCGGUGUCACGCAUGGCCACAGUCCGGGCCCGCAGACACUGA